CUCGACUGGAGUAUUUCAGUUAUUUAUUCUCGCGAUAAAACUGAAAGGCCAAUGCUCCCGCCACUCGAAGAACUCGAAGAACUCGUCAUUAGACUUGUUUUUUAUUUAUAAUUUUGGUAGUGAGUUAUAUCAGCCCAUCGAUACUCAAUGGAAUUUCGAGUUGUUGUGGUGAGAUGAGGCCAUGAGGUAUUUAUUUGAGUAAAAGAGUGAACGAGAGGAAAGCGUCAAUCUAGAUAACGGUGUAAGAGGUUUCUCAAGGAGUUCUCCAUGGCUACAUGACUUCAGUCAAAGCAGUCCGUGGGUGACCACGAAAGGAAAACCAUCACCCAAAAAUAAUUCCACAAUUUUCCCCAACAAUUUCAUCAAUCCGCGGUGUAAUCCGCCGAUUGAAAUUCGCGCUUAAAAAUUCAGUGAAAGCCACCGGCCUUGACCAAUUUCUCUCGCCGAUAAUUACCGCGAUAAUGAGUGGAUCAUAAACGCCUGCGAAUUUUCUAUUGACAACACAUGUCAAUCGUCUCCGGGGAAGUGCGCAAUUAAAACUGCGCGUAAUUAAAAAAAUGAAAUAACUAGCUUACUCUUGUCUGGACUGAGUCAUGAAAUCCAAACAACAUAAAUAUUACUGAAUUGUAAUUAAAGAAAUGACAGAUGAUUGAGAGGAGAGAUUGGGAGGAUUCAUAAGUGACCGGAAAUCAUUAUUUUCCAAAUCGAAAAAAUUGAAAUGGAGAUUAUCGCAAUGAGCGAGUACCUGGCGCAGGAAGUGCUGCAUGUAAUUAUAAUUCCUGGAUUAAUCAUCAUGUCUAUUUACUUGUACUUAACAUCGACCUUUGACUUCUGGUUGAAGUUGAAUGUACCAUUCAAAAAACCAACAGUUCUCCUGGGGAAUUUCGGGGAUCUCCUGCUGUUCCGGAAGUCACAACCGGAAGGGAUAAAAGAAAUGUACAAUUGGUUUCCAGAGUCGCGAUAUUUCGGUGUCUUCAGGGUGCGAUCGCCGAUUCUAAUUCUACGCGAUCCGGAAUUGAUAAAGACUAUCAACGUGAAGGACUUCUCUUGCUUCAUGAAUAGAGGAAUUCCUGUGAAUUCCCAGGAUUCCCUGUCGGAGCAUUUAUUUAAUAUGGAGGGAAAAAAGUGGAAAGGGAUGAGAUCGAAGCUGACACCCGUGUUCUCAUCAGGGAAGAUCAAGAGGAUGUUUUAUCUUCUCGUUGAGUGUCACGAGGAAUUGAAAAAAGUCAUUGGCACUUCUCGGGGUGUUGUCGACGUGCGUGAUUUGACUGCCAAAUUUACGAUAGACGUCAUCGGCAGUUGUGCCUUUGGCAUACAGAUUCGCGCCCUGACUGACGGACAAUCGGCGUUCCACGAGGCCGCGAAGAAGCUGGGGAAGCCGAGUUACAAGAGCACCCUGUGGAGGAUGCUGAGGACCUCCAUGCCACGGCUGUAUAAAUUACUGGGGGUCCAGGUCAUCAAUCCCGAGGUCAUCGCCUUUUUCAAGGAUGUCGUCUCGCAGAUGGUGAGGCAGAGGGAGGAAGAGGGUGGGAGGAGACAUGAUUUCAUGGAUCUCUUGGUGGAGUUGAAGAAUAAAGGGAGUUUGGUGAUGGAUCCGGGGAAUGCAGCGGAUGGUGAUGAGGAUAUCGUUCUCGACGAGAACGCAAUUGCAGCUCAGGCAUUCGUAUUUUUCGUCGCUGGACACGAGACAUCCUCGAACACAAUAGCCUUUUGUCUGUACGAAUUGGCGUUGAACCCGAGGAUUCAGGAGAAAGUCAGAGAAGAAAUCCUUAAAGAGACUGAGGGCUGCGCCGGAAAACUGACGUACGACGCCGUCCAGGAGAUGAAAUAUCUCGAUAAAGUGAUCUUAGAAACCCUGAGGAAGUACCCACCAGCUCCCUUGCUCUCCAGGAGGUGCGAGUAUCCUUACAAAAUCCCAGAAACGGACGUGGAGUUGCCCGCGGGGAUGCGAGUGGUGAUUCCCAUCUACGGGAUACAUCAUGAUCCCCGGCAUUACCCAUCACCAGAGGAAUUCGACCCCGAGAGAUUCAACGAGGAGAACAAAUCGAAGAGAAGUCCCUACACAUAUCUGCCCUUCGGUGAAGGUCCUCGUAAUUGCAUUGGAAUGAGAUUUGCCCUGCUGGAAACAAAAGUCGGGAUAAUAUCGUUUUUACAGCACCACAGAGUGGAAAUAAACGAUAAAACCGCAGUGCCAAUUAAAUUCAGUCGACGGAGUCUCGUAACCACCAGUGAAACUGGUUUCUGGUUGACAUUAAGUUCUCUAGAGUAAUACCCCGAGUCCAUUAAAAACCCUUCAUUCUCAUUGAAUCGAAUAAAAAAUCUCUUUAUUGACCUUUAUCACCAUUUUUAUACAUAAUUACUGAUUAUACUCAUGGCAGAAACUGAAUUGUAAGAGAAUAAAUUAGAGAACCAUCCCAUGGGGAUUUAAGUUAUUUUUCUGGAGUUCCCAUGCCCGAGAUGUAUAGAAAUAGCGAGUCCCCGAAGAAAGCGAUGAACCAGGAAUAAUUAAUUAAUAAAAAACACUUUUAACUUUA
This is a messenger RNA of Fopius arisanus, 2534 nucleotides long. Its product is annotated as probable cytochrome P450 6a13. NCBI's taxonomy places the organism in Eukaryota, Metazoa, Arthropoda, Insecta, Hymenoptera, Braconidae. Gene Ontology annotation, molecular function: monooxygenase activity; heme binding; oxidoreductase activity, acting on paired donors, with incorporation or reduction of molecular oxygen. The record is from RefSeq and is a predicted model, not a curated record. Bases 719 to 2269 code for a protein of 516 amino acids. The transcript is spliced from 4 exons.